This is a messenger RNA of Seminavis robusta, 3038 nucleotides long. Lineage: Eukaryota; Bacillariophyta; Bacillariophyceae; Naviculales; Naviculaceae. The record is from the annotation of a GenBank genome assembly.
AAAAGUUACUCAGAGUGGUCUACUAGUACUUCUAGCUAGGUGGCAACUACAACCACCAACAAAACAAGCAAGAACACAAUCCAAAACCGAGCUGUGAAUGACCAAGACAGUAGCUUUCCCGACACGGUAAAACCAACCUUUGGAGCAGUUCUCCUACAGUAUCAUCAUCUUAUUUCUUCGGAUAAUAGAUUCUAUAUCGUUGAGUGCUACACUGUAUUAAGGAAAGGAAAGAAGACUAUGGACCAAGGGGAAGGCAUUGCUAGCAGGCAAAACAAGAACCAUGAUGAAAGAAGGGUAUCAUCAGAAUCAGACAGCGAUGAGCGAGAUAAUGAUGGUCCACUAGAGCUACUACUAGAAGCACCACCAGCCAGGGAGAGGGGAGAUGAGGAUCAAAGGAGAGAUGGGGUCCUGAUACCCAUGGUACCCUUAACAGACGAUGUUGUGGCUCCCGAUGUACCCAUCAUACCCAUGCUACCCUUAGCUGAUGCUACCAUUGGUUCGACUACUAGUAGUACGGAUAAUGGUGGUGCUAUCAUUCAUACUACAUAUAGUACAGCAGGGGAGGAAGAAGACUCUUGCAAGGAGGAAGAGGAAGACUUGAAGGAAUCCAAGUUGUUAAAGGCUCGUAUUCAGAAAGAAAACGACAAGAUGGCAGCCAUGUCGGCUCAGAACGAAACUGAAAGGAAGGUACAGGAAAAGUUGGCACAACAACAACAGCAACAGCAACCUCCCUUAUCCAGAACCACAACGGGUCAGAAGCUUGAUCCCUUAUCACCCACAGCCAAGAAUCAACUCUUACGAAGAACCCGUUCCAUGCAACAUCGCGACCUACAGAGACGUCAAGUCAGUCCUCAGCGACCACGCCCCACCAGUCCAAUCAGGCAGCGACAGAACAGUCCUACACGCAGUCCUCUUCAGCGACGUACUAUGCCACCUCGUAACCUCUCCAACUCGUCCUCACGGCGAACCGUCGGUAGCAUGUUAGAAGAGGAAGAUGACGAGCAACAGUGCCAAGAUACCUUGAUGAUGAUUGCCAAAGCGAGGGCGGCUCUAGGACAAGACUAUGAUGACGAGUACGAAGAAGGAGUAGAAGUAGAAGACGAAGAACAACAACAAGACAAUAAAGAUGACAAACAAAAGCGGGUCCCUCGACGGUGGCGACAUCAGCAACAAAAUAGUACAGAGGAAUUGCAGCGACCAGGUGCCUAUUCCAAAGCCCCGGGAGAAGACUUUCAGCGAAAUCGAACCUUUGAACGGGCGACCUAUGCACCCGCACCACAACCCACAACACCUACAGCUCACAGCAAGCCGAUGACAGAACUGCAACAACAAUAUGCCAAAAAGGCUAGUAGUAGUGGCUUGGACUCCUCGUCGGAAGAUGAAGGUCUCAAAGAUUUUAUAAUGGCCGAAUCGGACGAGGACAAGAAACCAGCUGCCAAACCACGACGCAAGGACCAUGUGGACAAAAGGAUGGUGUUACCAUCGGGGAGCUUUCACAGUCAAACCUCCGUGGACAGUCUCGCGACACCACCGCCCUCGCGUCGCGGCAAAAUGACACGGGUGGAAUCCCUCAGUACCGACGACGAUGGCAUUGCCUUGUCAGACUCUUCACCCAAAUUUGGCGCGAGAAAAAAUCGACGGAUGCGACGUGUUGCCCCUGCGUUAAAAGCAGAUAGUGCCCUGACCGACGACGAGGACGACGAUGAUCAAGCAUCCCAGUUCUCCUCUUCCGCCAACGACUUUCGUCGACGACAACGAAAUCGAUCUUCCAAAAGUCAAUCUUCCAUUCGAUUGUCCAUGUUGGCACGGUCGUUCCGGGGAAUUAAUAGCAACGACAGUGGGGGAAGAUGGAGUGGCAGUGGGACGUGGACCCUCUCCAGUGGCGACGUGUCAUCGGACAAGAUGAUUGCCGACAUUACCGAACAAUCCGUAUCCAACUUUGUCAAAUCCUUUGGCAAUCAAAUGUCGUCCAUGGAUGCAUUGCCCAUUGCCGCCACGGUGGUGCCGUCCGAAGAAGAUCUGGAAACACUCAUUCGAUCCAGACUCGAAACCGAAUUGAGAACGCAUCUCAGUCGGGAAUUGACGCAAUUUCGAGAACGAUUGUUUCAAGAAAUCAUGGAACGGGGAGAAUUGCAAGUGGCGGAACAAUUGCAAAUGGUGGUGGAUCCUGCUACCACCACGGCAGAUCAUGACAUGAUGAGAGAAAGCAUCGCAUCCGUCAACAACAAUGGUGGUAGCAAUCAUGAUACGAGUCCCUUUCUCGUCAUGCCAACGGCAGAAACAACGAUUGUGGACCCACUGCGGGGAGACAGCCCCGGUCUUGUCGCGGACUCCGCCGACGAUUUGUCAUUCGAGCCCGAAGAUGAUCGAUACGAGGACGAACAUUCCGUCACCAUGGACGACGAGAACGAUGAAACCAUUGGAUCGUUGCACGGUAGCAUCCAUCCUGACAGUUCCAAUCAGCUCUUGUCAUUGGUGGAAUCGACGACGUCGUCUCGUCGACGCCGACCAGCGGACAACUUUGCACGAUCCAUUCGACAAUCGCUCCGUAUCGAAUUUGGAAAUUUGGGAGAUGAGCUCGGUGAUUUGGAGCAGUCGGCAGCCAUGGAAGCACAGGUGAUUGACAUUGAAUCAGCAAAUCCAACCCCGACGGUGACAACCGGAUUGUCGUCGUCUCAAGCGGGCAGUUUCAUGCUAUCCAGUGGUCGUGGUGGCAGUUGCAGUCGCCAUGAUAGCAAAGGAAACGUUGUCGACGUGGUUGGCGACGCCAAACGGAAAGCUUCCUUGACUUGUCCCCCAAACCACGAACACGGUCGGACGUUUGUCUUUUCUCCCCGGGGAUUGCUGGGAAGUGUCUUUUUGGUCUUCUUACUGGGUGCCUUUGUCGGUGCGGGGACUAGUAUCUUGGCCAUGGGGUCAAUAGGGGGUGAGAACUAGCUAGCAGAAGUGGAGAAAUAGACAUCGAUGCAGUGAUGGGGGAAGUAAUAAAGGCGACCACGCUGGUUGAACUUUUAAAAUUAACUUGAGACCUUUAAUCU